Messenger RNA from Guillardia theta CCMP2712, 547 nucleotides. RefSeq lists its product as hypothetical. The record is from RefSeq and is a predicted model, not a curated record. The annotation marks the transcript as partial. The transcript is spliced from 7 exons. Gene Ontology annotation, biological process: UTP biosynthetic process; GTP biosynthetic process; CTP biosynthetic process. Gene Ontology annotation, molecular function: nucleoside diphosphate kinase activity. Lineage: Eukaryota; Cryptophyceae; Pyrenomonadales; Geminigeraceae.
AGAUGCCUCGUGAAAGGACCUUUAUUAUGAUCAAGCCUGAUGGCGUGCAAAGGGGACUUGUUGCUAAGAUCAUCGAGAGGUUUGAGCAGAAGGGCUUCAAGCUGGUUGGUUUGAAGUUUAUGCAAGCGUCUGAGGAUCUGCUGAAGGAGCACUAUGCCGACCUUUCUUCCAAGCCUUUCUUCGCUGGUUUGGUGGAGUACAUGAAGUCUGGCCCUGUUGUUCCCAUGGUUUGGGAGGGGGAUGGUGUGGUGAAGGCUGGACGCACCCUGUUGGGAGCCACCAAACCAUCUGAGUCCGCCCCUGGCUCCAUCCGUGGAGAUUUCUGCAUUGACGUUGGUCGAAACAUCUGCCACGGAUCUGAUGCUGUGGAAUCAGCGAACAAGGAGAUUGCUCUUUGGUUCAAGCCUGAGGAGCUUGUUGAUUGGAAGUCUCACUCGGAGUCAUGGGUCUAUGAGAAGUGAACUGAUGACCAUCAUGUAGAGCAACGGAUGUUCAGUACAGCUGUUGUAAUCGAUGCUUUCAUUCUCAUUUUUAUAGAGGUUUCUAC